Lycium ferocissimum is the source of this 681-nucleotide messenger RNA. RefSeq lists its product as uncharacterized. Lineage: Eukaryota; Viridiplantae; Streptophyta; Magnoliopsida; Solanales; Solanaceae. The coding region runs from base 1 to 681 and encodes 226 amino acids. The record is from RefSeq and is a predicted model, not a curated record. The transcript has 2 exons.
AUGAGAUCUUCCCUUCCAGGUGGAGAAAAUGCUUUGCUCUUAAAAGUAGAUGCCACCAACGGAACAACCAUGUGCACCCAAAUCCCAAAACAACUCUCUAGGGAAGAACUUAUCAAAGUCCUUCCAGAUACGUGGGUCACGAAUUAUGAAAAACUGAGAGAACAUGUUGAACCUCUCCAAUCCUCUGCACCCACUUUUUCCAAAAAACCCGAUAAAACAGUUGCCAUAAGCUUUGACCACUCUCACCUUAAAAAACUCAACAAAACAACCUUCUUUUUCCAGAUGUACCAACCCACUUAUAACCAUGCACACCAAGAUGACCCUGAAACAUUCGCUUACCAUCUCCCAAGUAUCAUGAGUGAACAUGACUGGAUAAAGCAGUUCGAUAAUGAAGGUCAUGAUGUAUGGUGGUUUAAAUGUCCUUUCACGGGGCACUGCCCAUGGGAUAUCCAAUAUGGCUGUCAAGAAUGUCUUGUCGAUGAAAUUGAAUGGGAUGAACAUCAUGCAAGAAGAGCCAAAUCAAAGAAAAAAGGGAGAAACUCUGGAAGAGAGUUCCAAACAAGGGUGGAGACAAUUGAGAAAAAAGUGGAACAAGCAUCUUCUCAGCAUGCUGGACUGACCAAAGCCCUGGAAUUGCGAAUGACGAACAUGCAGUAUGAGAUUUGUCCACCAGGCACUUAG